Molecule: messenger RNA, 2239 nt
Organism: Aspergillus caelatus
Lineage: Eukaryota; Fungi; Ascomycota; Eurotiomycetes; Eurotiales; Aspergillaceae
Exons: 2
Coding region: 146-1984 (612 amino acids)
Source: RefSeq, a predicted model, not a curated record
CUUUGGUCUCCGUUCCCGCCGCCGCGGUUUCUCAGAAGCUUCCUCAACUUUUCCCUUUACGAUCUACUAGAGGAUAAGUACUCUACAGACCAAUGAUGGAGAGUCGGUGUGGGUAUCAUACGACAUCCCUGACUUGUACUUUAAGAUGAGACUAAAUCGGUGGACGCCCGUACCUCAUUUGCCCUUAACAGAGGCGCUUUAUAAGUGCUUCCCUUUGACCGCAAAGAGAAAGUCGAUUCGGAAGGCAGAAAUAGCAAGUGAAAAACUAUGCGACGAUGUUCUUAACCGUCUAUCGCCGUUCAUCCUUCGCAACCCUGCCGUGGACAUUCUCGACCUAUGGCCCGGCGCUGGAUUAUGGUCAUCGAAGAUCAAUGAACUUCUCAAACCCCGCCGACAUGUCCUUAUCGAACCCGAGUUGAGGCUAUACAAGCCAUUGCUUCUGCCUUUGACAGAGAACAACCCUAGCUAUAAACUACUGUCUGCGGAUAUCCAUGCUAUCGCGGAUUGGCAAAGUAUACUAUCGACGCAUUUCCCGGAGCAAGGGCCAUCAAACCGUGACAACAGUGGCAUAUUGCCCAAGAACGAUACGCUCCUUAUCUUAGCCAACCCGCCUCCAGUUGCCUCUAAAAAAGAUCACUAUACCCCAGCACGCUGGUGGUCGGUUUUCAUGGAAGCCUGCAUGCACCAGACGGGGUUACAUGCCUAUGGAAGCGUGCGUAUGAUCGCAUCACUCCCCAUAUCGGAUGCACAACAGGUCAUUCCGCGGACCAUCAUAGAGCGUAAACGACCGGCAAUUUUGACAGAAAACGUUGCAUUACAUGCAUUUGAAGUCGCAGCUCCAAGAGACCCCAGCGCAUGGGCUACACUCAAGGGGUGGGAUUUGGUGACGGCCAAUACCUCGCGGGUUGCUCAGAGAGCAGCAGAGCAGGGAGUUCCCACCCCUCCUGGCAGAGAACUACCACCCAUCCCCUUGGCCCCAGAAAGUCCUGACCAGGGCACGAUACCCGUGCCUUACGUGCCGCGCGCAUUUACGGAAUGGCAUGAGAAAGUUUGGAAGAAGAUCACUACUGAUACGCCUGGAAAGGAAGGCAAACGGAGUCCGACGCAACGACGAGGCCUAACCCAACUGAACAAAGAGAAUCGCGACGUGUAUACACGCCAGUGUCAGGCUACAGCCAUCGCUGAAAUCGACGAACUAACAAACACUUUGUCCCGGACGGCUGCGAAUCCCCGCGAGAGUUCGGCCACACUGGGGCCCAUUUUAGAUAAGAUCGAGGCCGCCAGGUCUACUUUGGAUCAGAUAUCGUCGGAAGUACACUACGAAGUACUUAAGGAAGUUCCCGCCGUCGUUGAUAACAAGCGGGAAGCUCUGCAUACCGGAAACUUCGACGAUGCAAUUCUCCACUGGGACCGCCGCCCUUUCGAACCAUUGCUCAUCACGCCAGAAGAGCUCUAUCCCCGAGAAACCGAGAGAAGCAUUCUCUACUUUGAAGCCGACCCAAACCCCGUAGCCGUGCAGAAACUCAACCAGCUGGAUCCGUCGCAAAGGGAUGCCCCUCUUCGCCUCUUCGAAGCCCUCUCUCUCACCAUCGGCACCCGUAACCUAAUGACAGUAGCCGAGUUUCUGGAACUGGUCUUUCCCGGACGGCCUAUCAACGACAUCGUCAAGGCCAUCCCAGGCCUAGCGGUCUUCGCAACCAAAACCCCCAAGCCAGAUUUCGAUAAUCUGCCCAAGACCAUCCACGGUUCACCUGGGGCCCGCGAACCUCUCGACCCCGUCGCAUGCUACCAGGAGAACCUGGACUACAACCUAAGCGACGUACGAGUUCGUACUCUGUCGACCAGUACACUGUGGGAUAUCUUCAUCGAGUACCAGAAGAAGGGCAACACGAGCCUCUCCACGGUGCAACUAAGUCGACUACUCGGUGGGACGUUGACGUCCUUCCGGACUGGAGAUCUGGAACUUCGGAAAAGAUACCAUUAGCAUGUCUUAUUCUAUACUUGCGCAGGAAACCUCACCGACAUCCACUCUACUCACUCUACUCUACCCACCUCCUCCCUUUACCGCUCCGUGCGGGGAGGACUUUAUACCCAAACCUCCGGGUUCUAUACUAUGUUUUAUGAGCUGUGUAUCUUGUAUUAUACUGUAUAACGGUUACGAUCUAUAGACAUAUCUGCCUAUAUAAUUACCUUUGAUAGACUAUCGAGAUGAGAAAUCUUACAUUUUUUGACAUAGUCC